Adineta steineri is the source of this 993-nucleotide messenger RNA. The record is from the annotation of a GenBank genome assembly. NCBI's taxonomy places the organism in Eukaryota, Metazoa, Rotifera, Eurotatoria, Adinetida, Adinetidae.
AUGUUUGGCAUCUUUAUACAUCAACAAUUCGUCGCUAUUCGACAUUUAUUUUUUUUUCUUUUCUUCCAUUUAACAUUCCUUAAAUUAAAUUCAUCAACUAAUAUGGUAUAUUCACCAUCUUAUAUUCAUUAUGUUCGUCGACAUCCUGUUCAUUCUCCAUUAUCAUCAGCAUCAGCAUCAGCAUCAAUUACGCCUGAUACAAAAUUUUUAACAUCACUUCUUGAACGUUCACGUGCUCAACGUGAUACAUAUGAUGAAAGACAAAAACUUUUAUCAACAUAUAAAAUUAUAUCAAAAACACAAUGUUUAUUACAAAUGCGUUCCAUGGAUGGUUAUGUUGAUGCUAAACAUGUGACUAAUCUAGAUGAUACACAAGAAACAAAAGAUGGUAUCUUUUUAUUUCUUCCGAUUGCUGUUAAUCUAUUUUUAAUACAACAUAAAGGAAGUAAACGUUAUCUUUGUGGUGAAAAUAAUCAAUUAUUUGGACUUUUGGAAAGAAAUGAACGUCAAUGUGUAUUUGAAACAAAACGUUCUGAUAUUGAUUUUGGUCGUUGGGAUUCUUAUCGACUUUUUUAUGAAAAUCCAAAUCGUGGAUAUUUAUCGAUUUCACAUAUGUGUCAUACAAGGUUGAGAAGAAAAUUUGAUAAUGAUAAUUAUUUAAAUUUUCUUGCAUUUGUUCGUAUCAAUACUGAUAUAUCUUUGGAAACAGCUGCUGCACGUCGUAUAGUUAAUAAUCAGCAAGAUAGUUCAAUAAGACAGAGAAUGAAAAAUACGAAUCGAACAAAUAAUAAUAAUACACCGAAUUUAAUAAGUGACUAUCGACAACGAUUUCGAAUUUCUCUAACAACAACGACAACUACAACAACCACUACUACUACCACCACCACCACCACCACCACAACAACAACAACGACAACAGUUAGUCCUACACAUAGUUUAAACAUACCAUUAACAACUCGUCGAUGGCGUUCAAGAAGAACUCGUCGUCCCUAG